AUGCUUCAAAAACGAUUUAUUCAUAUAUCACGUCCUAUCUUUAACAAAUUACUUACUCCUUUAACACAUAUUAAACAUGGAGACUUGAAGCGUAACUCCAUUUUUUCGAAGAUAUCGAGCAAAGACAUAGAAUAUUUUAAAACUGUAUUAGCAUCUAAUAAUAUUAUUUAUGAUGCUGAUCCUGAAAGUACAAAUAUAAUACAAUACAAUACAGAUUGGUUUAAUCUUUACCGAGGCUCCUCUUCUUUAUGCUUGUUUCCCACAUCAACAGAUCAAGUCUCAAAGAUCUUAACAUACUGUAAUCAACAUCGAUUGGCUGUGGUUCCUCAGGGAGGUAAUACAGGUGUAAGCGGUGGCGCAAUACCCGUCUUUGAUGAGAUUAUCAUCAAUACUUCAAAACUAAACAAGAUUCGUCAUUUCGAUUCUGUUUCAGGUGUUGUCGUUGUAGAUGCGGGUGUCAUAUUAGAGGGACUCGACCAGUUUUUAGAGACACAUGGAUACACUGUACCUUUAGAUUUAGGGGCAAAAGGAUCUUGUCAAUUAGGUGGUAACGUCAGUACAAAUGCUGGAGGUUUAAGAUUGAUGAGAUUUGGUAGUCUUCAUGGAAAUCAAUUGUUUAUUGGUGCUGAAGGAACAUUAGGCUUAAUUACGGGUAUUUCGCUCUUGACUCCUAAGCGACCUAAGGCUGUAAAUGUUGCUAUGAUUGCACUGGAGUCUUUUGAAGAUGUCCAAAAAGCCUUUGUCAUGGCAAAAGAAAAUCUAUCAGAAAUCUUAUCUGCUUUUGAAUUUUGGGAUCAUGAUUCUGUUGAUAUCGUCAAGUCUCAAAUGAUGCAGGAUACAAGUUAUCCUAUCCAAGGAAAAUAUGCGUUUUAUGCUCUUUUGGAGACUCAAGGAAGUAGACAAGAGCAUGAUCAAGAGAAAUUAGAUGGAUAUUUAGCACAUCUCUUAGAGACCGAUAUUGCAAAAGAUGGAGUCAUGGCACAAGAUGCUAAACAAAUGAAUAUGCUUUGGAGCUGGCGUGAAAAGAUUCCUGAAUCAAUUACUAAAAGUGGAACUGCAAUGACCUAUGAUGUAGCGAUGGAAGUACCUCUGUUAUACAAAAUGGUAGAAGAUGCAAGAGAGUAUUUUGGAAGUCAAAGAUUAUUAGGUGAUGGAAAGUUAUAUUCUAAUUUAUUAGGGUUUGGUCAUGUUGGAGAUGGUAAUUUACAUAUUAUGGCUAAUUUGAAUGAGUUUCAUAAACAUGGUCAGGAAACAAUGGAUGAAUAUGUAUUUUCCUGGGCAAUGAAGCAUAAUGGGUCUAUUACUGCAGAGCAUGGUGUAGGUAUUUCAAAAGUAAAUUAUAUGAACAGAGCAAAAUCCCCUGUCCAACUUGGAUUAAUGAGAGCAAUUAAGAAUGCUAUUGAUCCUAACGGUAUUAUGAAUCCUUACAAGGUCAUUCCAAAGUAA
Cokeromyces recurvatus is the source of this 1446-nucleotide messenger RNA. RefSeq names its product FAD linked oxidase. The record is from RefSeq and is a predicted model, not a curated record. Gene Ontology annotation, cellular component: mitochondrion. NCBI's taxonomy places the organism in Eukaryota, Fungi, Mucoromycota, Mucoromycetes, Mucorales, Mucoraceae. Gene Ontology annotation, molecular function: catalytic activity; FAD binding. The coding region runs from base 1 to 1446 and encodes 481 amino acids. The transcript is spliced from 9 exons.